Echinostoma caproni is the source of this 1665-nucleotide messenger RNA. Lineage: Eukaryota; Metazoa; Platyhelminthes; Trematoda; Plagiorchiida; Echinostomatidae. The record is from the annotation of a GenBank genome assembly.
AUGUUGAAAGUUAAAGAGUUCGAGCGCUUUGCGUUCUCCGCUUGGUCCCCGCCGACGGUGGAUCCAGUAUAUUUGGCUACGGUCACUGCGGCUUAUGAAAGUCCCAUGUCCGACGAACCCACUUAUCCGAGCCCACCUUUGUUGGAAAUGUUCUGUCCCAAUCUGUCCUCCUCGGAUUUGGACAUGCGACCAAAAAUCGGCAUCGAAGUGGAUUCUAAGGCUACUUCUAUUUGCUGGACCUCAAGUCGCGCUCGGUCUCCUCUCGGCGUGUUGAUUGCCGGGGACGCAAAUGGUGGCCUCACAAUGUACGAUCCGGAUGCUUUGGCUGGCGCUAUCGAAUUAAUUGAUGACAACACUGAAUCAGAUUGUACUCAUCUGGUGACUGACCCGGAUGUGAUAGAGCGAGUCAAAUGUUCGACACGGAAAUCUGUUCACACGGGUGUUGUUCGGUCUAUCGAUUCGAAUCGAUUUCAGCUAAAUCUGUUCGCAUCUGUCGCUGACGAGGGAGAAAUUUUUAUUUGGGAUAUAGAGAAAAUGGACCAACCCAUGAUUCCCAGCACUCGAACCCAGCCUUUGGAAACAAUUUCGACGGUCGCAUGGAAUCCACGUGUACAACAUAUACUGGCCACCACAAGUGCCGGGAGCUGUGUGAUUUGGGAUCUGCGCAAAAGUGAAUCGGUUGUUCAUUUGACCAAAGCUAUGUGUCAAUUCGAACCACACCUGAUGGCUUGGAGCCCGGAUACUGCAACGAGGCUGUGUUUGGCUGAUCCGGCUCAUCCUACGGCGGAUAUUCAACUAUGGGAUCUUCGUUAUCCAAAACAUAUGUUAUCUCUAUUGGGCCGUUGGCCACCACCACCACCUCCAUCCUCAGAAAUCCAAUGGAAUGCCAGUAGCUUGGGAAAUGCGGGAAACGUGAACGCAUUGACCUGGUCCCCAGCACCACAGUCUGCUAAGUCUCACCCCGCUUUGAUGUUGCACGAUCCCGAUUUGAUAGCUGUUUCUCUAACCGCAUCUGGUGCCUUACCGACAACCGGUGGAGGAUGCGGUUCAGGAUUGGAGCCGACCAGUGCUGACUUCCUCGUUGUUUGGAGUGUGAAGGAGGCCCUGAAAUGUGUUCAAGCAGAGGCAGCAUCCGGAUAUCCGAACGCUACACGACAUCCGGUGUUUGUUGGUCGUCUUGAAGGCGGUGGCGACGAGCAGAGUGUAGCUGCCACUUCUGGUGGGAUACCUAGCACCUCGGCCGUUCAUUGGCUCCCCGCAAAUCCGGGUCUGUUAUGCGUGUCUCAGGCAGACGGGUGGAUUGGAAUUUACAGUUUGGACGCUGGAGCACCCGGUGACGCCACCGUUCCAACUCGUCUAAUUCACAAUCGUUCUGGGCAUACCAUUCGGACUCGACUCGCGUCGAACAAGGUGGCCGAAGCGUUUGCAGAGUUGGAAAUCGAUUUGCAUGAUAAAACUACAAAGGAUGGUGACAUGAUCGAAACCGUUCCAGGAUGGCAACAGAGCGUUGAGGACCAAAGUAAUACGACCGGUGAAUUGUCUGCUCAAAACUUACAAUCGUGUUAUCAGUUACCUCAGUCAUGGUAUUUCAUGAUUGAAUCCGGUCAUUUGGACUGGGAUCCAUGCUCUCCAGUGCAGAAAACGGAUGUGGUUUUCGUGAACCAA